AUAGCCUCCCAUCCAGCCAGAACACCAAGAAGUCCAAUGACAGGCCUGUCAAUCCUUGGGCGAAGACCGGUUACUUUUUCUCGCAGCCGGUAGCACUUGACUCCGCGGCCCGUUCACCAUCUGGUAAUCGAUCGCCAAACGGAUCUAGCCCGGGUAAAUUCAUCAUGGCCAGACUCGAUCCAAAACUCAAGGAUGCCUUGAGCGAAGAGACUUGGACGGGCAAUGCUCCUAAGUUCCACGUCGAGAGACAGACCCCGUACCACAAUGAGAAUGGCAAGAAGCGAGACAGUCGCUUUGCCAAGGUUCCGGCCCACAACCCGCGGCUGGAGAAACUUAAAGAGCUGGGGAAGCUGAGAAGCGAUCGGGACUACCCGCGUCAUCCAACCGAUGAAGAGAUACUCGAGGCGGAACGGAAUCGCACGCCUUCCGAAAUUGCCUUUGAAGAGGAGCGGGGCAUUAGACGGGAACAGAUUAUCUAUGAGGCGCCCAGUCAGCCUUGGACUGGUGAAUUUGGGGGCUUCGAGCCAUUCCCCGUCGUGUCGGACUAUCGAAUGGAGGGUCGGAAACUCAUCCUACCUACCCAAUGGGAAACCCGACCCGGAUUCUCUGGCUGUGUUGAUGCUGAGAUCAUGGACUGGCGGAAGGUCGUUGCAGAAGUGUGCGGCGUGUUCGUGGUCCCAAUCCAUCAAAAGGGUUUCCAUGGAGAGGUCAAUCUUGAGGUUGCAUGUAACCUUUGGGUUCCCAAGGACAUUGAUGGCAUGGACCCCACGGAAUUUUGGUCCUGUCAUGUAGUCAGCGAAUUGGCCGCACAGUGCGAUGUCGCAAAGACAGAUCGCCCAUGGUGGGAACUCUUGAUCGACAGCAGGACCCUCCACGUGAUGCGUCCUUGGAUCCAGCCAGAAACCGUACUCGAUCCACUGGAUUCCAAGUAUGCGGCUGCACGGGCGGAAGAGAACACGUCGGAAGGCGCGAUCAUGCAUGCACUCAAGCUUGAAGCAGAACGACAACAGGCCAAGGAUGCUAAGAUGGCCAAGAAGGCAGAAGAAGCGAAACGGAUCCGUGAGGAAGUGGCACGAAUCCCCGAACGGCCCCCGAACCCAAACACACCGAAGGCCAAUAUCUACAUUCGUCCUGCUCUCGUCACCGACCUUGUCCAAGCAGCCGAGAUCUAUAAACACUAUGCAAAGAACACAGUCCACGCUCCCGAUCUCGAUAUGACCCCAGCGAGAAUGCGGGAUAUCUUCGACGAUGUCGCCCAAUGUGGCUUGCCUUUCUUCGUCGCACUUCUCCGCGGGAAGUCCAAGAGUCAGCGUGCCAAUCGCAACCGUGAUCCCAACUACGCCGAGAAGUUAGUCGGAUUCUGCUUCGGGCAGAGCCAUUCUACUGGAACCACGGUCUAUGGUAUCACAGCUGAUGUACAGAUCUACGUGGAGCCCAAGUGGCUUCAAAAAGGCAUCUCAAAUUGCCUGAUGGACCGAAUGCUAUGGGGCCUUGAUAAGUCCUACCUCCCGCGCGAUGGAUACCUGUGGGAACACAACCACGAUACCGGCGAAUGGACCAUGCCCGGUGGCAACGUCGAAGUUACCAACGUCGUGGUGAAGGUUCUCUAUGAGAGUGAUUAUAAGACCAACCAGGGAGCCGAUAUCUGGGCCAAAGGCAUUGAGCACGUUCCCGAGGACAUCCCGGUUGCGGAGAAGAUCCGCAAGAAGGUCCUCGCGUCAUGGCUCCUCAAGUGGGGUUUCAAGAAGGUUGGCGAGACCGACGGCAUCGGGUCCAAGAAAUUCGGCGGUAAGGUCCAUGAGGUGGGCGAGUCCGUCUAUCGUCUCCGCACUGGGGAAUCGAAGUGGCGUUGAUGGCGAGACGCGAUCGGAUUGCAGUGCGGGAUUCGAUCGACGACAUGGCGAGACGCACGGGUUCAAGAGAAGAGACAGAUACAUGAUGUUAAACAGGCGAUGAUUGCGGAUACGAAUGGUGCGAUGCGAUACGGUUUCGGUUUCGGUUCUGGUUUUAGUUCGAUUGCGGGUGUUUUGUUUUCUCGGUUUUCCUUCCAUUGUCGGCCAGUACGCGCUCAAUACAC
This is a messenger RNA of Eremomyces bilateralis CBS 781.70, 2077 nucleotides long. RefSeq lists its product as uncharacterized. Bases 165 to 1853 code for a protein of 562 amino acids. Lineage: Eukaryota; Fungi; Ascomycota; Dothideomycetes; Eremomycetales; Eremomycetaceae. The record is from RefSeq and is a predicted model, not a curated record. The transcript has a single exon.